This is a messenger RNA of Teleopsis dalmanni, 426 nucleotides long. Its product is annotated as collagen alpha-1(I) chain. The transcript has 5 exons. The record is from RefSeq and is a predicted model, not a curated record. Bases 1 to 426 code for a protein of 141 amino acids. NCBI's taxonomy places the organism in Eukaryota, Metazoa, Arthropoda, Insecta, Diptera, Diopsidae.
AUGAAGAAUAUAGGUGCAGUAGAAAGUGAUUCCGAUCGACUCUGUCAUGAGGAGAAGGAAACAGCAGAACAUGUCCCAUCUUGGUCACAAAUACCAAAGGGGGAUAAAGGUGAUCGUGGACAAGAUGGCAGAGAUGGUUUACCAGGGCCCCCAGGCUUACCUGCUGCUGCUGGAGAAGGUGUACAAUAUAUUCCAAUGCCUGGACCGCCAGGACCACCCGGACCACAAGGCCAGCCAGGACUUUCAAUUUCUGGACCAAAAGGUGAACCAGGCAUGGAUUCACGAAGUGGUUUCUACGGUGAUGCUUCCUAUUAUGCUCGACCUGGUGGACGUUCUUCAUUAGAUGAAAUCAAAGCAUUGCGUGAACUGCAAGAUUUGAGAGAUCGACCUGAUAGUACUUCGGGUUUGGGAAACACUGUUUGGUGA